Molecule: messenger RNA, 767 nt
Organism: Cyprinodon variegatus (sheepshead minnow)
Lineage: Eukaryota; Metazoa; Chordata; Actinopteri; Cyprinodontiformes; Cyprinodontidae
Gene: tmem17
Product: transmembrane protein 17
Exons: 5
Coding region: 49-606 (185 amino acids)
Biological process (GO): non-motile cilium assembly
Cellular component (GO): ciliary transition zone
Source: RefSeq, a predicted model, not a curated record
GUGUGUCCCCCCCCCCCCCUCUCUUGUUUCGUUGACUUUAGACUGACGAUGGAGCUCCCUCGGACGAUUAGAAAACGCUUAGAUAACUUUUCUCGCAAUAUUUUAUUUGACCAGAGUUCUUUUUUGACCGAGUUGUCCAAAGGAAACGAGGGAUUUUUGCCUCACGACAAACGGGUUCUCUCCAGCCUCCCACUGCAGAUGUCGUUAUAUUUUAACAUGUGGUUCUUCCCUUGGUGGUGGAUCUGUGAAGCUGUAAUGCUGGAGCUCAAGUAUCCUGCAUUGCCAGACUACUACAAGUUUAUCCUUGUCACUAUUCUGCUCCUGAUGACUCUGAUUGAGGCCAUUAGACUUUAUCUUGGUUAUGUUGGGAACCUGCAAGAAAAGGUCCCAGAGCUUGCAGGCUUUUGGCUGCUCACCAUCCUUUUGCAGUUUCCGCUCAUUCUUUUCCAGCUGCUCAAUGAAGCCAUUCUCAUCCAGCCCUUGGAGAGGGGUGUCCACAUAGUGCUCACCAUAUUCAUUCUAAUACAGGCCGUCUCAGGUUUUUCAGCCCUGCGCGGCAUGGUUAGACACACAGGAAGCCAGUUUCACCUCCACCAGUUUGACUGAUUUUGGAGCAUCCGAUGUCCACAUACAUCACCUUCUAGAGUGCCAUGGCUCACAAGGAUACAACCUUUCUGUACAUCAUCCAAAAGUAAUGACUUUAAAAAGGGACUUCACAUGUAUCAUAUGAAAAAUAUUUUCUUAUCGUUGAUAUUUCAAUAAAAUAU